Molecule: messenger RNA, 3442 nt
Organism: Triplophysa rosa
Lineage: Eukaryota; Metazoa; Chordata; Actinopteri; Cypriniformes; Nemacheilidae
Gene: zdhhc20b
Product: zinc finger DHHC-type palmitoyltransferase 20b
Exons: 14
Coding region: 53-1255 (400 amino acids)
Biological process (GO): peptidyl-L-cysteine S-palmitoylation; synaptic vesicle maturation; protein targeting to membrane
Cellular component (GO): Golgi apparatus; endoplasmic reticulum
Molecular function (GO): protein-cysteine S-palmitoyltransferase activity
Source: RefSeq, a predicted model, not a curated record
ACGUCCAACGUCAUUAAUAUUCACAACCACGUCUUCUCGGCUAGGGCUGCAAAUGAGAGGCGGGGCACGAAUGGACCGAUCUCUUCCCUCCCUUCCCGUCUUUUGUAGUCAAGGAAGAAAGAUGGCGCCUACGCAUGUACUGAGGUGCUGCCAGAGGGGUCUGGCAUGGAUACCGGUGAUAUUUAUUGCCUUAGUGGUGUGCUGGUCUUAUUACGCUUACGUGGUGCAGCUGUGUCUAAUUACUAUUACCAGCACUGGGGAAAAAAUCAUCUACCUGGUUGUCUUUCACCUGUCGUUCAUCAUGUUUGUGUGGUCCUACUGGAAAACCAUCUUCACGAGACCAGCCAACCCUUCCAAAGAGUUCUGUUUACCCAAAACUGAGAAGGAGCAGUAUGAAAAGGAACAACGUCCAGAGACCCAGCAGGAGAUCCUGAGGAGAGUCGCCAGCACUCUGCCGCUUUACACCCGCACAGGGGCUGGAGCAAUCCGUUACUGUGACCGCUGCCAAGUGAUCAAACCAGACAGAUGUCAUCAUUGUUCUGCAUGUGACAUGUGUGUACUGAAGAUGGAUCAUCAUUGUCCGUGGGUGAAUAACUGUGUGGGCUUCUCCAACUACAAGUUCUUCAUCCUGUUCCUGACCUACUCCCUUAUUUACUGCUUAUUCAUAGCAGCAUCCGUCCUCCAAUACUUCAUAAAGUUCUGGACUCUUUGCCGGAGGAAAUCGGCAGAAAAUUGUCCAAAGACUUACCUGACAGAGUCUCAAGCCAAAUUCCAUGUCUUGUUUCUCUUUUUUGUGGCGGCCAUGUUCUGCAUCAGCAUUCUUUCACUCUUCACUUACCACUUGUGGCUUGUGGGAAAAAACAGGUCCACCAUAGAAGCGUUCAGAGCUCCUGUCUUCAGAAACGGCCCUGAUAAAAAUGGAUUUUCCCUGGGCUUCAGCAAGAACAUUGCUCAGGUGUUUGGAGACCAGAAAAAAUACUGGCUACUUCCUGUCUUCACCAGUCAGGGAGACGGAUUUUCUUUUCCCACACGGCUGGUGACUAUUGAUCCAGAGCAGCACACUGAAUGUCUUCAGCCUAUGGGGUUGGAUAAAACUGCUGUUGAUGGAUGCGUAGAGCAACCUGACCCUCCCAGCGAAUCGCAAAACCACCUGCUCGCCAAUGAUUACCACAGUGAAGAAGAUCACAAAGAGACAGAAGUUUUAAAGUCUGAUGAAAGUGAGGCCGUUACUAUCUCCAUCGACAGCGAGUCAUAGCCAGGACUGAAGCUGGCGAAGGGUCCCGUGCCUUUGACUCCCAGUACUGGGGACUGUUGAUGAGAAUCACAGCCAUCAAAGCUGAUGCCUUAAACCUUUCUUGCUCGGAAACACUUUCGUUUGCCCAUUGCUUAAAGGUGGUCUGUCUUUAACAUCAAGUCUGUAUAGUUGCUCUUAGUCUCCGAUCAUCUCUACCAGCGUCCCUCUUGCAACCAAGAGAUUUGCACGCUCAUCUUUUUGGCAUAUGUUUUUUGCACAGCAUACGGUUUUGUUGCUCAGGCAACACAAACAGCACAGACCUACACGACAUGCAGAUUCCUCAACGGUGCAUGUGAAGCUGUUUUCUAGAAAAACACAAGUGCUGAAACAACCUCUGUUUACGUUGGGGGCAGUACAAAUACGGACAUGAUGACUUCUUUUGGAUCUGCACCAAGUAAAAGGUCUGAUGGCAUCAAGAUGGCUCAUUUGCACUUUUAAAUUCAUAGUGUCUGCAUUUUUUGGCAUGUUUUCCCUUUUAACACUCCAUUCAGUCUUCUUUUUUUAUAUUAUAAAUGCACCUUUUCACAAAGUGCAACAGUGUGUGACCAGGUGGAGGAUGUCUACAAAAGACUGAAACUAUCCUUGUUGUGUUUUCUUAAGCUGCUCCACUUGCGUGGUGACCUUAUUUGUAUUUUUCCUGUCUCGAGUGAUUCUGGUGUGAAAUGUUGGCCAGUUUACAUAUGCCAAAUAUAAGGGCUUAAUACCAGAGCUCUGAGCUUCACAGAAGUGUUUACAAAAUGUUAGGAAUACCUCUCUGCUUCUGCAGUGUAGCCAGUGUCACAUUGAAAACCAAAUGAAAUUUUGGUGUGAAGUCCUCUAAUCUUUGUAAGUUCCUCCUGCAGUUACAUAAGUGGCCAGCAGGAGGCCUUUAUUAUGCUAAAAAUUCAGUGUCCUGGAGUCAGUGGUCUCGGGUAUUGCAUUACCAGAUUGUACAUCAAUCUCAUUUUUCAAAGUAUUGUGUUUUGUACAGUUCUUUUUUCUAAACGUAAAUGUUAAUAGCUUUUCUUGGAUUAUUUAGAUUCAGAAUAUAAUUUUUUUAAACACGUUUUUGGCAAGCGGUAAGUGAUAUGGUCCUCUUUUUGUGCGUUUGUUUGUUGUACAGUAAAUUAUCAUUGGUAAAUAUAGUCCAGCGUGGAACGCAGUGUUUAAAAAUUGUGCCCGUCUGCCGUGACUUGUAGUGUGAGCUUAAUUGGAAACCGAUGUUUGGAAACCUGAUGUUUAUGUGUUACAAAGUGAACCGCAGCGAUUGCUGCCUUAUAUGCUUUGUGUUGUGAAGUAUCUAAAGAACUGACUUGACAAAUCAAGAAAAGCAAAUGUUGAGGUUCUAGAGAGCUUUAUGAGGAUGUGGAAUGAGGAAAACAAGAAAACAUAAUUGCAUUUCUAGAAAAUCUUAGCAUCUAAAAUCUGACCUAUGGUUUUUAAGUAUGGCCAGAUUUGGAAUAGGUGCUUUUGUUGUUAAAGAUAUUUGUGACUGUUUGUGUUCUGAGAAAUGUUGGUUAUUGAAUCCUCGUAGAUUCAUCUCUGUCAGGACACUCCUGCUGCUGCUAAAGAUUGCAGCAAGUUCAAGAUAUUUCAAUGUGAAAUGGUAUAGCUGUUUUUUGUGGUUUUAAUGAAUGCUCCUAGUGGUACAGAAUGGUUUAAAGAUAUUUUUAGUUUAUUUGUCUUUUGGAAAGUGUUCUUAAAUGAAUUAUACAGCCUAUACAUUAUACCGUAUAUAUAUAUAUAUACAGAUGUUUUGUUGAUGCAUCUUGAGUCUGUCUCGAAGCAUGGCCCUGAACCCAUUUUUAGUUUAUUUACUUCAAUUCAUUACCUCUUUCAUUACCUUUUAUACUAUAGGAGUAAACAUGAAGCCAUAAUAUAAAAUAACCAUUGCUGUCCUUUUUAUUAUUUUCAUAUUUCUGUUACACACACACACACACACACACGCAAACAAAGCCCUGUGUUUUACAGCAUGUCAAGUACAAUAAAGUAUGAUAUACUUGAUGUGCAAGUCUGGAGGUUAUAGAUUUGUUUUUAAUGACAUCUUUUAAAAUAUGUUACAGAUAAAGUAAACAGAAUUGCAUAUUUUAUCAUUUAAACAUUGAUAUUUUGUGAAUGAGGCACAUGCUUCUAUGUAAGAAGUAACAAUAAAUGUUAUUUUAUAGCAAA